Molecule: messenger RNA, 1074 nt
Organism: Phytophthora sojae
Lineage: Eukaryota; Oomycota; Peronosporomycetes; Peronosporales; Peronosporaceae
Exons: 1
Source: RefSeq, a predicted model, not a curated record
AUGACGAAGGAGCGAUUCAUCGGCAGUCCGUUCCCGGACUUGAACGUGACUGAGGCAGAGCGGCGAGAGCUGAUCGAUCUGACCGAAGACUAUGUGGAGGAAUACGUGCAGAAAUACAAGGACUACGUUCUAAUCGACCGGCGCAGGGUGAACAAACGACGGUGGCAGCAUGUCAAGUCCCGCGACAAUUUGCACGUGUACGGUGAACGCUCUCGAAGAGCUCUCGGUCGCAGAGGCACAACCCUCGACAACUCACUGAGCUGCACUCAGCGCUUGAACGUAGUCACGGAUGAGAAGGAUCUGUCGGUGCUUCUCGGCGUGGGGGCAGUCUCUGGAGAGCUUGAAGACCUCAUGUUUGGCGUCAUGAGUUCGACGCUGGACGACAUGCGCAUCAACGCUUCGUACGUGCAGCACAUCAACGACGGCGCGGUGCUGGCCACCGUCGUGGAACCGAGCAAGGACGACCCGUUCCGCUCGCUAGUUAUCAAGUGGAUGGCGAUCGACUCCCCGCUUCAGGCCUCCAACCUCGUCAGAAGUCGAGACUUUGUCUACAUCGAAGCGACUGGAAUUAUCAACCUACCCAACGGUGUUCGGGUGGGCUACCGCUUCCAACACUCCAUCGACUUUCCUCAGACAGAGGCGCUGCCCAACAAAAUCCGAGGCAACUUGUCGGUCUUCUCGUGCUUCCGACAAAUCAGUCGCAACACUAUCGACACUUUCUGCUGUGCCACGGUCGAUCCUGGUCGCGACACCAUUCGCGCACUGUUGUCCUCGGUAGUGGCGAACUUUCUGCUGGCGGCGACCAACUACGCGUACUGCGGCCAGAUGAAGAAGCUCGCGUGGAUGCUGAAGCAUCGUCGCGGUGCUUUCUUGUUGUCUGGGAUGGAGCGACACAGCAGGAAGUGCGUCGUCUGCCGGAAAAGCACCCGCAGUGUCAUGGGGAGCAUUGCGGGGAACACGUGCAAGUUGUGCAGCGGGUCUGUGUGCUAUUCGUGCAAGAUCAGCCAGCGCCUGAGCUUCAACUCGUCGUGUGGGCGACUGCUGCAGCGGAAGAUCGUCUUCUGCGGGAUUUGU